Messenger RNA from Perognathus longimembris pacificus (Pacific pocket mouse), 1418 nucleotides. RefSeq names its product zinc finger protein 582 (gene Znf582). The transcript is spliced from 2 exons. Bases 15 to 1418 code for a protein of 467 amino acids. Gene Ontology annotation, molecular function: DNA-binding transcription factor activity, RNA polymerase II-specific; RNA polymerase II cis-regulatory region sequence-specific DNA binding. NCBI's taxonomy places the organism in Eukaryota, Metazoa, Chordata, Mammalia, Rodentia, Heteromyidae. The record is from RefSeq and is a predicted model, not a curated record. Gene Ontology annotation, biological process: regulation of transcription by RNA polymerase II.
CCCUAGGUCUUGUUAUGUUCAAAUCUGAUGUGAUCUUCUUCCUGGAGCAAGGCAGAGUGCCCUGGACAGAGGAAUGGGCAUCCACAGGAAGCCCGGGUCCAGUGUUGGCAUCAGGCUGUGAUAUCAAAAUCUCACUUCCAAGGUGUCCUAUUUGUGCAGUUGAUCCACCCCAGUGGGACAUAAUGGAAAGCCUUUCAAGUUUCAAUGUGGAGUUCCUGCAUUUCCAGGAUGAUUGGAAAUGCAGAAGCCCAUUUGAAAGACAGACAGGGAAUCCAGACAGACCUUCCAGCCAGAUAUUACUCAGCCAGGAAGAAAUGCCUACUUUCAACCCACCAACAUCCCUUGCUUUUUAUCAGAACACUCACACCAGAGGAAAACCCUCUGCAUACAGCAAAUGCAGGAAAAACUUCUGGGGAGAGGAAUUCCUCAUGAACCCUCAAGGAAUUCAAAGUCAUGAGAAACCCUACAAGUGUAAGGAGUGCGGGAAAGCCUUUAAGUAUAGCUCACGAUUGGUUCAGCAUGAGAAUAUCCACUCCAGCAAGAAGCCAUAUGAAUGUAAGGAGUGUGGCAAAGCCUUCAAUUCCGGCUCAAACUUUGUACAGCACCAGCGAGUUCACACUGGAGAGAAGCUCUACGCAUGCACCGUGUGUGCCAAAGCCUUUAGCCUCAGCUCACAGUUGCUGGAGCACCAGAGAAUUCACACCGGAGAGAAGCCCUAUCAGUGUGAAGAAUGUGGCAAGGCCUUCAACCACAUCUCAUACCUGCAGGUGCACCAGCAGAUUCACACCAGGGAGAAGCCCUACAAGUGCCAGGAGUGCGGGAAGACCUUCACUCACCGGUCCCAGCUGAUGCAGCAUCACACUGUACACACUGGCAAGAAGCUGCUCGAGUGCACGGGAGUGCAGGAAGGCCUUCAACCAGGGCUCCACGCUCAUCCGACACCAGAGAAUCCACACGGGAGAGAAGCCCUUCAUGUGCCAGGUGUGUGCAAAGACCUUCAGGGUGAGCUCACAGCUGAAGCAGCACCAGAGAAUCCACACAGGAGAGAGGCCCUACCAGUGCCAGCUAUGCAGCCGGGCCUUCAGACACCUCUUGCAUCUCACGGUACAUUACAGACGCCACACAAACGGCACGCAUGUCAGGAGAAGGGGAAAGCAUUCGGUCAUUGCUCUAGGCUGCUUCAGCACCAGCCAGCUCCUGCUGAGGAAGAAUCCCAUGAAUGUGAGGAGUGUGGAAGGCCCUUGAGUCAGGAAUCAGCUACUGCUCAGCGUCAGAGGCUGCAGACUAGAGAGGCUCACAUGAACAGAGUGAGCAUGAAGAAACCCACUCUCAGCACCCAGCCUCUGUUGAUCCUCAGAGAACUUACCUUGGAGGAGAACUGUAGGAAUGGAGGUGCCGGGAAGAGUCCUGUGGCUUAG